Messenger RNA from Angiostrongylus costaricensis, 3087 nucleotides. The record is from the annotation of a GenBank genome assembly. NCBI's taxonomy places the organism in Eukaryota, Metazoa, Nematoda, Chromadorea, Rhabditida, Metastrongylidae.
UCUACAUAUACUUCUCUCUUUGAUCAAUUUAUUAAUGUAUCUCAAAGGGCGAAGGACGAAAUGAGACUGGCUUACCAGACAGCUGCAGAGAAACGUUCUGAAAUUGAUGAAGAUGAAGAAAACCUCGGUUAUGCGGAAACAUACUCCGACUACGUGCCUGCAAAACUACGUUCUGGUGUUGCGCAUCCAGAUUCUGUUGUAGAAACAGCAUCGCUGAGCAGCGUUUCACCUCCUGACGUCAAGUAUCAGAUCAGUAUUCCAGAAUAUCUUAUCGACAGUGGUUCUUUAUCUGCACUGCAGCUGGAAGCAGUUAUUUAUGCUUGUCAAAUGCAUCAACAACGACUUCCAACUGGAGAAAGAACGGGUUAUCUAAUAGGUGAUGGAGCUGGUGUCGGAAAGGGACGAACUGUAGCUGCAAUAAUUUUUGAAAAUUACUUGUUGGGUCGUAAGAGAUCCAUUUGGUUAUCCGUUUCCUCCGAUUUAAAAUUUGACGCCGAAAGGGAUUUGAGGGAUAUAGGUGCCGGUAAUAUCAUGGUUUACGCACUCAAUAAGCUGAAAUAUGCGAAGAUUUCUGGAAAGGAGAAUGGGAAUAUCAAGAAAGGCAUAAUUUUCGCUACUUACUCAUCUCUUAUUGGUGAAUGCAGAGGUGCUAGAGCCAAGUAUCGUAGUCGGCUAAAACAGCUAAUCCAGUGGUUUGGUGUGGACUAUGACGGUGUAAUUAUUCUGGAUGAAUGUCAUCGUGCUAAAAAUUUGGUGCCAACUGCAGGUGCGAAGCCCACGAAAACUGGACGAAUGGUGCUCGAGUUGCAAAAAGCAUUACCCAAUGCACGUGUUGUCUAUGCAUCUGCUACUGGUGCCACUGAACCACGCAACAUGGCUUAUAUGACGAGACUUGGACUAUGGGGUCAUGGACAAGCUUUUCCUGAAUUCGCCAACUUUAUCAAUGCAGUUGAGCGAAGAGGAGUGGGUGCAAUGGAAAUUGUAGCCAUGGAUAUGAAGCAACGUGGUCUUUAUCUUGCACGUCAACUUUCAUUUCGUGGAGUGUCGUUCACUGUUCAAGAAGUCCCUUUAUCCGAGGAGUUCAUUAAAGUCUAUGACGAUUCAGUGAAGUUGUGGUUAGAGUGUCGACGACAAUUCCAGGUAAUUUUGAGUGCCAUGACAGGUGAGGAGAGAUCGUCGUGUAAGCAACUUUGGGGACAGUUUUGGGCAUGUCAUCAGCGUUUCUUCAAAUAUCUCUGCAUUGCCGCUAAGGUAGACACAUGUGUCCAGAUGGCUCGUGAUGCCAUAAAGGCGAACAAAUGUGUAGUGAUUGGAUUACAGUCGACGGGAGAGGCUCGAACACUGGAGACUCUUGAAGAAAUGGUUUUUUCGUCCUGUAUAUUUCCUGUAUGUAAUUCCUUAUCUUUUUUGAUCAGUGACUAUAUAGGGCUUGAUGAUUGGUUGAAAGCGCUUUUGGCCGAAGCUGCUUCUUCGAGCGAUACCGACGACGACGACGAUAAAGAAGAUCAAAAAACUAGUGGUGGAGAAGAAGAAUUUAAUCCGUUUAACUGUGACUUCACAGAUGAUCCGUGGGCAUCUAAGCAACAGGUUGUGGAAGACUUGCCAAAAAAGCAGAAUUCGGUAAUGAAGUUAUUGAAAUUUGAAGAAGAACUUCGUUUACGACGACGCGCUAGGCGAAAAAGACGGAAGAAGCGCAUGAAAAAAUUAGCUAGAGAAAUGGAGAUGAAGAAGAAUCGUGAAGUACGUAGCGAUGCAAUGCGAAAGUGUCAAUCCGAAAAUGAUCAAGGUUUUUUUUCAGUUCAACAUUUUUUUUCAUCCAACUCUUUACUAGCUGAAUUGUUAUCUGCCGUGGAACGACUCGGUCCUUCUUUACCUCCCAAUACUUUGGAUCAUCUUAUUGAUCAGCUUGGCGGACCUGAAUACGUUGCGGAAAUGACGGGUCGCAAAGGCCGCAUCGUAACGAGGGAUGAUGGUGAAGUAGGGUAUGAGUUGCGUCAUGCUGGUGCGGAUGUGCCACUGGAGUUGAUGAAUAUGGACGAGAAGGAUAAGUUUAUGAAGGGUGAAAAGAAGAUAGCUAUUAUAUCGGAGGCUGCUUCAAGUGGAAUUUCUUUACAAUCUGAUCGUCGAGCCAAGAACACGCGUCGUCGUGUCCACAUCACAUUAGAAUUGCCUUGGUCCGCUGAUAAAGCUAUACAACAAUUUGGUCGUACUCAUCGUUCUAACCAAGUCAGCGCUCCGGAGUACAUUUUUCUCAUUUCUGAGUUGGCCGGAGAGAAGCGGUUUGCAUCUAUUGUGGCCAAGCGGUUGGAAUCGCUCGGUGCACUUACUCAUGGUGACCGUCGAGCCACUGAAACUCGAGAUCUGUCGCAGUUCAAUCUCGAUACGCGGUAUGGUCGUGAUGCACUGGAAGUGUUGCUGAAAUCUGUUACUGGAGCGUUGAGUCCACCACUUAUAUUACCACCUGCAAACUAUAAACCGGGAGAUUUUUUCCAGGAUAUGCGCCUAUAUUUGGAGGGAGUCGGUCUGUUGUCAAAACAACUUAAUAGUGAUUCUUAUGUAAUUGAACGAGAAUCUGCUACCAUUGCAAAAUUCCUCAAUCGCAUUCUGGGAAUCCCUGUCCACGCUCAGAAUGCUCUCUUCCACUAUUUCACUGAAAUUGUGGCUGAGUUAAUUGCACAAGCAAAGCUAGAUGGCACAUAUGAUAUGGGAAUAAUGGAUCUGGGCACUGGAGGUGACCAAGUUCGUAAAUUAGAGACGCGCGUAUUUGUUGGUACAGCAGAAAAAGGCGGAUUCCGGGUAGAAAUGCAGAAGAUUGGCGUCGAAAGAGGAUUAUCUUGGGAAGAAGCUUUCUCUCUUUACAAGGAACACAAUUCCGAUGAGGAUGGUUUCUACGUUUCAAACUCCUCAAGUAUCGGUCGUCAAGUUGCAGUUCUAGUUUAUGGUAUUGGGAAACGUCGUUUUGACACAGGAGCACGGUAUUCGUUAACCCAUUUAUUUCCCACUAAAGUAUUUAUUUUUAUGUGUACAUACUUGUAUAUACAUAUGUGUACAUAUAUGUAUAUCACCUGUCACCUGUAUCACCUGUAG